CCUACUAAAGACCGAAGGGCGUUUCAUGCAGAGAAUUGGGAAUUUAAUAGGACCUCUAUGGCUUCAUGAAUGAAGUGUCUCUGAUGUCACUCUAUUUACCUCUGCCUCGCAGUGACACGCCUCCCAUUCCAGGCUCGAGGCAUAUAAACCUCAGGAAUUCAGAGACACUCCAGCAGACUUCGAAGUUGGUCCAAUAGUACUUUUCAGGAUGACAGUGAUUAUUCUACUCCUGCUGGUACUUGCGUUUAGUUUUUCUGACGCGGAGGACAAUGAGCUGUUCUCCGUGAUAAGCACCCCCCCUGAGAAGGGCCAGAGUGUUUUACCCGACCCUGGCCAGAACCAGAGCACAAGGCUAGGGGCCAAAGACCCCUCUCUCACCAUCAACGAGCCCCUGGAAAAGAGCAGCAAAGCUGGGGACCCCAAGUACGCCCUCCACCCCCUUCCCUCUGGGGUCUGGCCCAAGCACAGUGACCCUCGCCCCGGCCCCCACAACAAGAGCAAGAAGGGCCCUAAAAAUGACCGCCUGAUCGAGCACAACAGCGAGAAGAACCGCGGCGAGGCCAGUCUAGCACUUCCCAAAACGCCACUUACCGCUGCUACCAACCGCACACAAAAAGUAAACGUGGACCCUUACCGAGACCCCCACACUUACUUCAACAACCCCCCGCAGAUUGACCCGGACAGUCACCCCAACUCCAGACCCAGGGGCCACCCCCACAUUCACCCAGCCACCUCCCCUCGCAGAGACCCCCCAACCAGAAAGCUGGACCCGGAGGAGAAUCGCCCUGGAGGGAAGUCCAGUCUGUACCAGUCUGGCGGCGCCAACCGGAAUAACAGCCGCUCAUCUGUGCUCCUCAACCGUCGCUCCUCAAGCUUGCUCUACCACUUCGACAUCCUGAAACGAGAGUCUGACUUCACUCACGAGGCCGUCUGCAUGAGUGAGUGCCGGAAGGAGAAGGAGGAGAGAGACCACUACUGCUACAGUGAAUUUGCCGUCAAUGGGAUCGUUCAUGACAUAGACAUGGUGCGUAAGGGGAUUAGACUCAUCACACUGAUGGUGAGCAGCGAUGGCUUCUACAAGAUGAGCCGCCUCUACGUCACUCCAGACAGCUUCUUUCUCAAAGUGCGUCUCCUAGUCCUGGACACCUACAAAUGUAGCAAGCCUUGUCCUGACAUCAAACUAGGUAGCCGGUACAUUGUAAUGGGCCAGAUCUACCACCGGAGGCGCCACCUUCCCAAUGACCUUCUGGCCCUGCUGGGGGGCAAACUGAAGCCAGGCGACGGCCUCCUGCGCAGCAACAACUACGUCAAGCGCUUCAACAAGAGGAGACACCAGAAAGCCCUGGAGGCUACCCGCUCCAAGUGUAGGUGAAACCAAAACACACUAUCGCCCCCUGCAGCGGUGGAAAAGACAUUGCAGCCGUCAACAUGAAAUGACUGUGACCUAUAACCCUGCAGCAUUUCAGCCGAGACGUAGAUGGACGAGGCCAAGGUGUUGUUGUUUUUUUACGGCAUGGACCUCCUGCACUUGUUUGUGUCAUAAUCCAGGUUGAGUGGUAAUGUUUUUGCUUGUCUGUCUGUACAGUCUUUGCCUUGUAGCUUUGCGUCCUCUUUGAUAGAAGACACAAGUGGAGUCUAUAUCAAAGGUUCUCGUCUUCAAACCUCUGCUUGAAGUGUUGCCCCAUUUCCUCACACUGUUGCUCUCUGUUAUUGUGCAUGAGCAUUUAGUUGGAUAGAGGGCACACUUAACAAAGGUAAAAGAUGAGCUCUCUAGUAUAUCUCUUUGUUCAUAAGUCUUCUAUACUCAUUUAUUAAGAUGUCGUAGUACUUCAAAUGAUCAUUUGUUUCAUGUCUGGUACAUGAAUUGGUCAGAUCAGUGCAUCCCUCUUAUUGGUUUCUUUUACGAUUUCAAUAUUCUGCCAGCGAACCCAGAGUUCUGUUUCAAUGGAAUAAUUUAGGUAGACAUUUUCAUUGGCUAAUUCGAUGUAACACAACUUUUCAUCAGAAUGUUUUGGUUGUCCCGUGUCCACAUUUGAAGAUGUUGUCCGAGCAUGUGAAAGAAGCCCAUAAUUGCCCUGAGGGAGGAAGACUGCCAACUCCAGCUCCACUAUUCAUGCGAACACACACAUCUCUCCAAUUGGCUUGUUCCAGGUUAUCCCAAUCAUCCAUGGGAAAGACUAUCUGUUCAGAUCUAGUUGCACACGGGUGCUUCUCCAAUGGCAAGAGUCCAAUUACAUUUCACCUUUCGAACUUGGUAGGAAACUCUAAAGGACUUCCUAUUGACUGAAUGUACAAUAUCAGCAAUCUCCUAUUUAUGCCUGUAAGAAAAGCGGUCGCAUCUUCACACUGUUUUGUUCCUGUCAUUUGAUUGCAGGAAAUGCACUUUUACUGUAUGUGAAAGAGAAGAGGGGGGUGGGAUGUAAGACUGGAAAAGCAGCAUCAACAACAACAAACCCCAGAGGAGGGAUAAGUUGAGAAAAGAGACCAAACUUAAGCUAGUUUUCUAAUGUUAAAGAAGUGUACACGUUGAAACAUCCGACGGCGAAGACAGACUUCAUAAGGGAACCUGGUGGUAUUAGUGGUUGUUUUUGUAAAUCUAAUCGCGGGAAUCUGAUCCCCCCAGGGCACCUGGACACACGGAUUCAGAAAAGUGCGGCUCUCCUUGCCGGCUCUCUUUGGAGAUGGUGAGGUGAUAGCUAAUGCCACCUUUGACCCUUAUUUGCUCAUGCACACACACACACACACCCACAACCGAUGCGGACAAAGUUCAAAGGAGACAUUUGAGAGUGGCCAAGGGAAAGAGAGAGGGAGGAGGAAGGGAGGA
Molecule: messenger RNA, 2824 nt
Organism: Oncorhynchus nerka (sockeye salmon)
Lineage: Eukaryota; Metazoa; Chordata; Actinopteri; Salmoniformes; Salmonidae
Product: UPF0450 protein C17orf58-like
Exons: 5
Coding region: 209-1372 (387 amino acids)
Molecular function (GO): protein binding
Source: RefSeq, a predicted model, not a curated record